Molecule: messenger RNA, 1753 nt
Organism: Juglans regia (Persian walnut)
Lineage: Eukaryota; Viridiplantae; Streptophyta; Magnoliopsida; Fagales; Juglandaceae
Product: protein EXORDIUM-like 2
Exons: 1
Coding region: 78-986 (302 amino acids)
Source: RefSeq, a predicted model, not a curated record
ACCUUAAGCAGCCCUCCUUUCCAACUCAAACUCAGCCUCGAACGAUUUGAAGCCUUUUGACCCUCACUUCACCCACCAUGGCUUUAAUUUGCCGUCUCGCCAUUCUAUUUCUCUUCUGUUCCAUCCGCUCCACUGUGGCCUCUUCCCGGAAGCUCACCGCUCUGGUGGAGCAACAGCCGCUCGUACUCAAAUACCACAACGGAGCUCUCCUCAAGGGUAACAUCGUCGUUAACCUCAUCUGGUACGGCCAGUUCACCCCCAUCCAACGUUCUGUAAUCGUGGACUUUAUCCAGUCACUGAACUCGCCACGUGCUCCGCUCCCCUCCGCGUCCUUGUGGUGGAAAACGACGGAGAAGUACAAGGGUGGUGUGUCCACCCUCGUCGUCGGGAAACAGAUCCUCCAUCCGCAAUAUUCUCUUGGGAAGUCACUCAAAACCACGCACUUGGUGGCCUUGGCCAACAAGGGCAACCAGCUGAACGCCAUUAACGUCGUUCUGACCGCAAAGGAUGUCGCUGUCGAUGGAUUUUGCAUGAGUAGGUGCGGGACCCACGGGUCGACUCGUUCUCGUGAUGGAAAGACUCGGUCGGCAUAUAUCUGGGUUGGUAACUCGGAGACUCAGUGCCCGGGUCAGUGCGCGUGGCCAUUUCACCAGCCCAUUUACGGCCCACAGACCCCACCUUUGGUGGCACCCAACGGAGAUGUAGGAGUCGACGGGAUAAUCAUUAACCUGGCCACGCUUCUGGCUGGCACCGUUACGAACCCGUUCAACAACGGUUACUUCCAGGGCCCGGCUACGGCUCCUUUGGAGGCCGUAUCGGCAUGCACCGGGAUUUUCGGGUCUGGAGCGUACCCGGGAUACCCGGGUGAGGUCCUGACGGACAAAAGCAGUGGAGCGAGUUACAACGCUAACGGGGUAAACGGACGGAAAUAUCUGCUGCCGGCGAUGUGGGACCCACAGACGUCAGCCUGCAAGACACUCGUGUAAAAGAGCGAGAUAGACAGAGAUAUAUAAAUGACGACGUGUCAUAAUAUGUGUCAGAAAAUGUGUGUUCGUAUCGUAUUGUAAAUACGGAUGUUGGGGGGGCCGUGUUAUGGGGGAAUGAAGAGGAUUGGCUUUCCCCAUAUUUUUGUCGACAUUAUAAGUUUGUCGUCUUUUGUGACGUGUAGAUGUUUCUCUUUUUCAGAAAAUUGCAAAAAAAGAUGUUGAAAUUGGGCAAUAAAUAAAUAUAUUAUAAAAAGGGGGUUUUCGGAGUUUCAGUGGAUUGUGAUAGGAACAAAAGGGGUAGAGAUGAAUCGGCGGUGGGGCCAGUGGAAAUGAUGAGCAGUGUGGGCUAAAAAGAGACUCGUAACGAUUUAUAAUCCUUUGGUGUUUAGGCAUAUAUCGAAAUGGUAAAGGGUUUUGGGAGGUGUUGGCGUUGGUAGGGCAGUGGGGACCAAAACGAAGCGGCAGCCCAUGAGAAUCGUGGGGUAAAGAAGGGAAAUGAUUCUCUAAAGGAAACACGACGAAGAAAGAAAUGCGUUUUGUGUUUUGGCUUAUUACAAAUGUCCUUUCCAAAUGAUGAAAGGAUCUCCUUUUAUCCCGCUGAUGCUAUAUCUCAAUUUCCUUUUAAUUUUUCACCUUUGCAUUUACUUUAUAGACUGUGAGAUCGAUUAUUUGUGUGUUUACCUUGACACCUAUGAGUGAAUUAAGAUCCAAACUUGUAGUGAAGCUUUUAGAGCAAUGUUUAAGUAAUUACAUUUAUGUAUUUUGGA